This is a messenger RNA of Siniperca chuatsi (mandarin fish), 4173 nucleotides long. Its product is annotated as TBC1 domain family member 10A-like. The transcript has 10 exons. Bases 452 to 1909 code for a protein of 485 amino acids. The record is from RefSeq and is a predicted model, not a curated record. NCBI's taxonomy places the organism in Eukaryota, Metazoa, Chordata, Actinopteri, Centrarchiformes, Sinipercidae.
UUUUCAGCAGUAGAUGGCAGUGGAGAGUCAUAGGAUGCCAUGGAUGUUUUGUUUACUAAUCUGCUCCAUACUCUCUUCCUUGUAACCACCAGCUAACCUGUAUUCUUGCUGACAGCAUAGAUUUAGGCAAAGAUAGGUGUGUCAGCUGACAGUUGUGUGAUGCUAGCAUGUUAGCUUCGGAGUUAGCAAGCAAACACUGUGCUAAUUUAGCGUGUGUCGUUUAUAUAGUAAGCUGCGUUUGCUCUUUAAUUGUAUGAGCAAUUGGUGUAAAUCUUUUUGCGUGACCCGAACACUGAUUAUGUGGCGAGAGUGGGCAGGUUUAUCCUGACACAAACUCUCUAACGUUAAGUGUGGCUAUUUAUAGCACUAGCGAGCUAGCAGCUAGGAAGCAAAUCCUCAUAGCAACCGUAGCUAGCUCUGACAGGAGGUUAGCUAACCAGCGGGCGUCUUCAUGGAGAACUUUAAAGUGUUAGCUAAGCUUUCAAGAUUGGUCGUAAGGGGCAAUGGACUUGAUAUGCGGGGCAGCACAGAUAAGCUGACAGAUAAUGGGAAAGGCAGCUCGUAUGGAUCCGACCCAGAGGUAAACGGCAGUGCGGUCCCCGGGGAGACACAGGUGGACAAGUACGGAUUCAUAGGAGGAGCACAGCAGUACUCCGGGUACUCUGCUGAAGAAAUCCCCAUUGAGGUGUUAAGGCAGCGGGAGGCAAAAUGGCUGGAGAUGCUCAACAGCUGGGACAAGUGGAUGGCCAAAAAACACAAGAAGGUGAAAGAGCGCUGUGGGAAGGGGAUUCCUCCAUCCCUGCGUGGCCGGGCGUGGCUCUACCUCACUGGGGGCAAAGUGAGAAGGGAGCAAAACCAGAACAAAUUCCACGAACUGGACAAUCAGCCAGGAGAUCCUAAAUGGGUAGAUAUUAUUGAGAGGGACCUCCAUCGACAGUUCCCAUUCCAUGAAAUGUUUGCUGCGAGAGGAGGUCAUGGGCAGCAGGACCUGUUCCGCGUGUUGAAGGCUUAUACUCUGCAUCGUCCUGAAGAGGGUUAUUGUCAGGCUCAGGCUCCAAUUGCUGCUGUACUCCUGAUGCAUAUGCCAGCAGAGGAUGCAUUCUGGGUUCUUGUCCAGAUUUGUGAGAAAUACCUUCCUGGAUACUACAGUACAGGGCUGGAAGCAAUCCAGCUGGACGGGGAGAUCCUGUACGCUCUGCUGCGGCGGGUGUCUCCCGUGGCCCACCGUCACCUGAAGAAGCACAAGCUGGAGCCCAUCUUGUACAUGACCGAGUGGUUCAUGUGUGCCUUCUCUCGGACUCUGCCGUGGGCGUCAGUGCUGCGUGUCUGGGACAUGUUCCUUUGUGAGGGAGUAAAGAUCCUCUUCCGAGUGGGCCUGGUUCUCUUGAAAUGCAUGUUGGGAUCCCAAGAGAAACUGAAGGCCUGUCAAGGUCUCUAUGAAACAAUGGAACUGCUCCGAGCCAUACAGCCACAGUACACGCAAGAAGGCUUCCUGGUGCAUGAGGUUAUUGAGCUACUGGUGUCUGAGAAAGACAUUGAGAAGGAACACCAUGCUCAACUGCGGCGCUGGAAGGAGACUCAUGGAGAUCUACACUGCAAGUCCCCUCCCAGGAUGCACGGCGCCAAGGCCAUCAUGGCUGCCGAGCCGCCCAGCCGACAGGACCUGAGACAGAUGCCCACCAUCAUCGUGCACUCUCCCCUGGCACCCAAGACAGAUGAGGAGAGAGCAGAGGACGCCAAGGAUAGUAGAAAGACUAAAGAGGAAAAAGAGAAGACAACAAUCCUACCGCUGCAGGAGACCAUUAAUCCUUACCUUCCUCCCACUGACCCCUCACCCCUCCUCAAACACACGACUGUACAAGGGUCCAAAGAGAGUCUGAGCAGUGCAGAGCAUGACACUUACCUGUAGCGGGGUAAGUGUCACCAGUUUACAAACAGAAAUCAUUCCGAACAACCUUUACUAACUUAGCAGUUACACUCAUCACAGUAGACAUGACAAACCCCUCCAUGACGUAGUGUAUCUGUAGUAGUCGUGACUGUGACGGGUUUUAGUAAAAAGGCUAUUUUUACAAACACAACACUCCUGGAAAAGUUAUGGAAUUUAAAAAUAAUUUGAAACAUUUGUAAAAAAUAAUCACAUUUUCAAAGCUGGCAACAAUGCCAUUUCUCAGACUACUAAGCAGUCGCUGUAAUACUCAGCACAUUUAAUUCAUACAGGUUGUUGUUGUUUACUGCACUUGUAACUAAGUAGUACAGCCAUGGAACUUUAGCAUUAAAGUAUAGUACAUUUUUAAAAUGUAAUGAAACUCAGAAAUGUGUAAUUGCCAGGCAGCAACAACAGAUGGCGACUAUGUGGCCUUUGCACACAUGUCUAUAGGUUGUAGCCUGUGGGAGUGUGGAGCUAUUAGCUUCAUGACUGAACAUACAAUCGCUAAUUCACUGCUAAUUAACAGCUACUGCUGCUAUUUACCUCUUAAAAGCAGUGCUCAGUUGUUUUAAAUGAAGUCUGAUUUUGUCUUAAUUGAUGAGGUCUUUCUAGAGCACUUUGCCUUUAUAGUCUUCCUCUUUGCAUACAUUACUCACUACGUUGCCAAUGCAGAGAUUCAUAUUUCCCUGCUUUGCUAGACUCAGUCAUUCGCAUUCAUCUGUUUAGCACAGUCUUGUGACUGUUAUGCUGCAUCCACGAGUUUGUCUUUGCUGUUGUUGAACACUUGAGGGCGCCCUAAGAUUAUCUCUCAGCCUCAGCGGUGACCAGCUGCAAAAACUGACACAAGCUGUGUGACUCUCAAAUGAAGGAAGAAGUGUGCAGGGAAAUGUUAAUGUACUAAUGUCAGCCAAAGCUUUUUAAUCAAUAUUUUAAGAUAUAUGUUGUCCAAGCAGUUUACUCAAUCAUAUUGUGAUACAGUAUUUGUUUGGGAGAGCAUCAGGUUUAUAUUUAUGUGAAUGAGAUAUGGUAAGAUGCCAUUGUGAAGAACGCUAACACAAAACUGUUGCUUUUUUCUUUUUCUUUUUUUUUUUGUUUUUUUACAAUCAUGCUUAAAGGUUUGUGGGUCCUUUAUACUUAAAUAUAUCUAAUUUUAUUAUAAAAGAAAAAGACAGCAUUGGGAGAUAGCUCAGAAUCUGAACUCCAGUCCAAACACUCAACAAGUUACUUUAUUUCCCCAUUUUAAAUGAUUUCUUUUUUACAUCCUAAACCAAGAAAUCCCACUGAAAUGUGCUGAAGUACCUGGUGUUAUCUUUGUUGACAAAACUGCUUUGAAUAAGCUUUAAUAAGCUUCAAAAACAAACUAAUCAUGAAGUCCAAGUAGUGUACAAAUAUAAUCUUCAGCGGUUCUUUUCUAAUGGCAUUAUUUAGCUAAAAAUUAAUUGAAACACUAGUUCUCUUUGUUAUUUGAAGGCGUUUGUGUAGAUGUCAGACUAAACUAUAAAAAACAUUUGAGCAACAAAAGAUAUUAAAAGUCAAGGGAACCAUAAUAAUGGCUUUGAUAAUGGCCAAACUCUGUGUUGAUUUUAUCUGAGAUGUUUCAAUGAAGAAAUUGUUUGAAAAACUCUUAAUGAAGUCCUAAGCAAUCAACAUUUAACACUCCUAGUCCAAGAAAUUUUAUCAGCAGUUACAUGUGUAACUCAACAUCAGAAUAUUUGCUGUCAAGGUUUUUAUAAUGGAAAAUGCUUGUGGGUAUGUGUUGAUUUUAAACACUGUGGAGAUUGUUUUUAACGUAUAUGCUACGGGUUUAUUUUCUUUUUAUUAGGAAGCACCGUUUACCUGCCGUGUCCUCUGAAGCUUUUAAUAUUUAGAUUUUAAAAAUGUUGUUCUAAUCUGUAGCAAGAACACAUAUCACAUUUAACCAACAUGCAGUUCAUCAGUUGAGUUUCUAUACUGUCAUGUAGAUGGUGCCACUGAGCCAGGGAUUCAAAUGACUAGUUGCUCAGUCAUUCUCAAGGAUACAGGAUAUACAGGAUGGUUUGGCAUCUAAAACCUUCAUGUUGAUUUAGAAAAAUAAAGUACAGUCCAUUGGGAGCCUGGGGCUUGUAAAUCUGCAACCUGCUGUUUUCAUCAGUAUAAAGGACUUUAUUUCUGAUCUGUUUGCUCAUUUGAUUAGAAAUCAACUUCUCAUGUCUACAAGCUGUUUUAUACCAAAUUACAUUUAAAUCAAUAAAAUUUGAAAUCUGUCA